This is a messenger RNA of Cornus florida, 882 nucleotides long. RefSeq names its product disease resistance protein RPM1-like. Gene Ontology annotation, biological process: defense response to other organism. Lineage: Eukaryota; Viridiplantae; Streptophyta; Magnoliopsida; Cornales; Cornaceae. The record is from RefSeq and is a predicted model, not a curated record. Gene Ontology annotation, molecular function: ADP binding. The transcript has a single exon. Bases 1 to 882 code for a protein of 293 amino acids.
AUGGAUGGGCGCAGGAAGCUGCUGAUUGGGUGGCUUGUGGAGGACACUCCCAAACUCAAAGUUGUUUCUGUGGUGGGGAUGGGGGGUUUGGGGAAAACCACCCUAGUAAAGAAAGUCUAUGAUGAUAAGGAGGUGAAGAAUCAUUUCCAAUGCCAUACUUGGAUCACUGUUUCUCAAUCAUUUAAUCUCAGAGAACUUCUCCAAGAUGUAAUUCGGAAACUCUUCGAUGAAGCCAAGCAACAGGCCCCUCAAAGAUUGGAAACCAUGGACGAGAACAACUUGAAAGCGGAAAUCAAAGAUUUCCUUCAACAGAGAAGGUACGUGCUUGUUUUAGAUGACGUAUGGCAAAUACAAGCAUGGGAUGCUUUUAAAUAUGCAUUCCCUGACAACAAUAGUGGCAGCCGAAUACUGCUCACGACCCGUAUUGUUGGUGUAGCUUCUACGUCUUGUGUAGAAUCUCCUGAUCACAUCUAUACAAUGAAACCAUUGUCUCCAGAAGAGUCUUGGACUCUGUUCUGUAGGAAGACAUUCCAAGGCAACCACUGCCCUCAACAUUUAGAGGAACUCUCACGAAGUAUCUUAGAAAAGUGUGAGGGCUUGCCACUUGCAGUUGUGGCAGUUAGUGGUGUUUUGGCUACGAAAGACAAAAGUAGAGUGCGUGAUUGGGAAUUGUUUCAUCAUAGCCUUGGUGCUCAGUCAGAAGGCCACGACAAACUUGAGAGUAUGAAAAAUGUACUCUCUCUUAGUUACUAUGAUUUGCCUUGCUAUCUAAAAUUAUGUUUCUUGUAUUUGGGUUUAUUUCCUGAGGAUUACGAGAUUCAGCGCAUGAGAGUGAUUCGACUAUGGAUCGCAGAAGGAUUUGUGGAAGUGAGAGUGGGAUAG